Molecule: messenger RNA, 2955 nt
Organism: Myxozyma melibiosi
Lineage: Eukaryota; Fungi; Ascomycota; Lipomycetes; Lipomycetales; Lipomycetaceae
Product: putative mitochondrial fission protein
Exons: 2
Coding region: 9-2918 (969 amino acids)
Biological process (GO): mitochondrion localization; mitochondrial fusion
Cellular component (GO): mitochondrial outer membrane
Molecular function (GO): GTPase activity; GTP binding
Source: RefSeq, a predicted model, not a curated record
GUCGGCCGAUGCCUUUCGAAUAUCCUUCCUUUGCCUCCCGAUUCUCCAUUCACUACACAAAAACAAGAGAGCCAGCACGCACACAACUCGAACCUGCGUUUUCUGAAGCAAAGCACAAAUAUCCCGGUGUGUGUGUGAGGGUAUACCACAACCGAAUCGCCAGAGUCUGUGUUUCGCCAGAGUCUGUGUUUCGCCAUCGUCAUCGACCCCCAUCAUCCGACAUGUCAUCCUCAUACUUUGACAUCGACGACCUCCCGGGCCCGUCCAACCGGCGCAGCAACAAGAACCGCGAGAUAUACAUCGCCGCCGCGGACUCGGGACUUGUGCCUGGUGCGCCGGGCGUGCCGGGUGAGCUCGUGCAGGUCGGGCAGGGGCAAGAGCAGGAGGGGAAAGAGCAUAUUCAGGAGGGCGAGCCGAGUAAUUUGAUGUCGCCUGGUAUCGUGCCUAGCAUGCCGAAUAUUUUCAUGAACGGCGCGGGUGAUGACGCGACGCAACGACUUCUCCAAUUCCAAAACCAACAACUUCACUACAACGAAAACCGCACGGCCCUCGGCCGCGCAAUCACAACAGUAAUGGCAAUGCUCAAAGAGCUCCAGGCCAAAAACCACGUCUGGCCCGCGCACUACCCCAGAUUCGGCCGGUCCGCGCCUCCCGAGCUGCCGUCCACGCCGCCAGCCGAGGCCGACGAAGACGAAGGGAUCGACCUGCCAGAUCGGCCGAACCUGCGGCGCGCCGCGACAGAGGUUCCAUCGGCGUCGGCGCGCGCGAACGGAAAGGGCAAGGCGAUUGACGAGACGCCGCAGACGCCGCCGUCGCCGGCUUCGGGAUCGGACGUGCCGCCACGGCUGAUGAGCAGCGAGCUCUUGCACGAGUUCAACGUGCUCAAGCUCGAUCUCAAGCUCGGCACCGUGAGUCCCGCGCAGCUCGUGCAGAGCCUCGAGAAGACCGCUGUGGCGUCGUUGCUGGACGGCAAGAUCGCGCAGGCGCUCAAGCAUCUGCUGUCGCUGCGGGAGCGGAUCGAGGAUACGGCGUCCAAGGUGCUGAUCACGGGCGAUUUGAACGCGGGGAAAUCGACGUUUUGUAACGCGUUGCUGAGGAGGAACUUGUUGCCUGAGGAUCAGCAGCCGUGCACGAACGUGUUUUGCGAGGUGCUGGACGCGCAGAUCAACAACGGCGUCGAGGAAGUCCACGCGAUCCCGCACGGCUCGACGUACAGCAUCAAGGACGAGCGGACGUACGAUGUCUUCCCACUCGACGCGCUCGAGCGGCUGGCGGUCAGUCCUGAGACGUACGUGCUGCUGAAAGUGUACAUUGAAGACAAGCGGCCGGCGGAGGAAAGUCUGCUGCGGAACGGCGUGGUUGAUAUCGCGCUGAUCGACGCGCCGGGGUUGAACAUGGACUCGAUGCAGACGACGGCGGUGUUUGCGCGGCAGGAGGAGAUUGACGUUGUCGUGUUUGUGGUGUCGGCGGAGAACCACUUUACGUUGUCUGCCAAGGAGUUUAUCUGGAACGCGGCGCAUGAGAAGGCGUUUAUUUUCAUCGUCGUGAAUAGGUUUGAUAAUAUCAAGGAUAAGGGCCGGUGUUCAAGAUUGAUUCUGGAGCAGGUCUCGAAGCUGUCGCCGCAGACUUAUGAUGAUGCCGAGGAUCUCGUGCACUUUGUGAGCUCGAAUAAGGUGCCUAUUGGCAGCAGCGGCGGCAGUCCUGACGAUGACGGCGACGACGACAACAACAACGACCGUAAUAACAACGACGAUGACGACCUAGCUGAUUUCGACCGGCUAGAACGAUGUCUGCGCAACUUUGUGCUCGAGAAGCGCGCGAUCUCAAAGCUCGCUCCCGCAAAGACCUACCUCCUGAAUCUUCUAGGCGACGUCGAAGCGCUGGGCUCGUACAACGAGGAUGUGUCGCGGAGCGAAGUGGCGCGGUUGAAGAGCGAGCUCGAGCAGAUUGCGCCGGUGUAUGAGAGCACGCUUGCGAGCAGUGUCGCGGUCUCGGAGGAGGCGGACGCGGGGAUCGAGAAGACUGUGAGCAGCGUGUACGAGCACACGCGGUUCAAGCUCGAGGACGUGAUUAAGAACAUCAGCGAUGUGAAGCAUGUCGAGUACCCGGGCCUGCUGUUUGUGUACUCGUACGCGUCUGAUAUGAGGGACGCGAUGCUGGUGACGCUGCAGCAGAGCGUGCUCGAGUGCGAGGAAUUCGCGCGCAAGAAGACGACCUCCGGGUUUAACGUGCUGAAAGGGAUGGGUCUGCAGCAUUUCCAAGGCACGCCGUAUUACACCGAGAAAGUGUUCAACAGCAGCAUGAUGUUUUCGCGCAAAAAGGACUUGCUCGCGCGCGGGUCUGUGUCGGCCGACAUCGAGCUCGCGGAUUUCUUUGAGCUCGAUCAGAGCGAGAAGCUGUCGAGCAUGGGCAUGUCGCUCACGCUUGCGACGGUGGCGGGCACGGGCGCGUUCGGCGUGCCGACGACGUUCUACAGCAGUCUCGCGAGCACGACGUCCGCGAUCGGCUUCCGGAACCUGAAGAACUGGAUCAUGCCCGCGCUCACGGUGGCGCUAUUUGCCGGGGUCGUGUAUUUUGUCCGGGAGGUGCCGAACGUGGUACCCCGAAAGAUCGCAAAGAAACUGCACCGCGAGCUGGUGGCGGUCGACUACGUGCACGCGAACGCGGAGCGGAUCGCGAGCGAGUGUCGGAAAGUGCUCAAGUUCCCCAGCGAGGACUUGAGGCGGGCGUUCCAGGCGAUGCUGGACGAGCAGGCGACGCAGAAGUCUGAUCGCACGAGGCAGAUUGCGCAGGCGGAGGACGCGCUGAGGUAUUUUGCGAGGGUGCAUAAGGAGGCGGCGAAUAAUCGGGUUAUGAUUUCAAAGUUUGAUUUGGAGAGCGUGCCGGUGGAGAGUGAGCUCGCGGCGCGGGAGGAGUAGCUUACGAGUAUAAUAAUGAUCCCCAUUCUACAUAUAU